CCGGGAUCUCCUUUCCUGGAGGAGGCGGAAGCGCCAAGUGAAUACCGACAGAGGACACUUACCUGUUGAACCUGUGGACAGGUAGAGGCGGCGGCUCCGGGUCCAGCAGGUCUAGUGAGCAGCUUCCCAGAUGUGGAGCUCGGCAGUUGAGAAAGGAGCCAGCUGUCCAGGGAUCCCGCAGCAGGUUGCUAGACGCGCCAAGGAGCGUCUCCCAUCGCCCACUGUCGCGUCUGUGCAGAGGUGUGCCGGCUCAGAGGCAUCUGGGCGGUCAGCUGCAGGAGCUUCCCCACCGAGGGGCCCUUUGUCCACAGCACUGCCUCUCUGCCAGCACCAGCCAUGAACUACGUGGGGCAGGUGGCCGGGACAGUGUUCGGGACGAUGAGGGAGCUCUAUCGCGGCCUGAACCCCGCCACGCUGAGCGGCAGCAUCGACGUGCUGGUGGUGAAGCAGGCGGACGGCUCCUUGCGGUGCUCGCCCUUCCACGUGCGGUUUGGCAAGCUGGGCGUCCUGCGGUCCCGGGAGAAGGUGGUGGACAUCGAGAUCAACGGGGAGCCAGUGGACUUGCACAUGAAGCUGGGGGACAGCGGGGAGGCCUUCUUUGUCCAGGAGCUGGACAGCGAUGAGGAAGACGUGCCUCCCCGCCUGUGUACCUCACCCAUCCCUUGGGGGGGCCUGUCGGGUUUACCCUCCAACUCCCUGCAUGGCACAGCGAAUGAGCCUGAGGACCUUGUCAUCGUGAGCACAGCCUCUGCUGGGCGGAAGAAGAGGCGUCGCAGGAGGAAACCCAGGCGGAAGGAGGAUGCAGUGGCAGCAGAUUCUAGUUCUGAGGAACUAGAGGCAGGCACUGAGAGUGAGCUGUCCCUGCUGGAAAAGCCAAGGCCAGAGCCCCCAGGCGUUCAGUUGGAAGGGGAAUCCUCACCACAACCCAAAGACUUCUACCCCUACUCUGAUGGCGAGUGCUCCCCACAGGCUAACCUCUUACCAGAGGGGUUAGCGUCCCCCAAGAGUGACUCUGAGCUGGAGCUGCGGGCCCCAGAGCCUAGUCCCCUGAGGGCUGAGUCCCACAUGCAGUGGGCCUGGGGGCGGUUGCCUAAGGUAAGUUCCUCCAUGUCGCCCCACUCCCUGCCUUUCAGGGGCUCCUUGGCCCUGUGGAGUGGGAUUGGGAUGACAGAUUCGGGCCACUUCCCCCAGGCUUUCUGGGGCAUGAAAGGCAGGCCCUGCACCAGCCCAUAUCUUCCCAUGUUUGUUUGCCUGAAGGUGGCCAAAGCUGGGUGGCCCGAGUCCUCGGUGGUCCCUCCAGGUGGUGCCGCGGCAACCCCUCCUCUUCAGGAAGUUCCCAGCACCUCCUGCCCUUCCGUGGCUGCCGUGGACCCUUCUGGAUCCCCAAUCCUGCAAACAGGGGCUGGGGCUGGCCUGCUUCAGCCUGAUGUGGAGUCCCCAUGGACAGGGGCUCUGGUGGCUCCGUCUCUCCCCACCCCAGAGAGUGAGGAUCCCAAGACCCAGCGCUCCAGGGAAGCAGGCCUCCCUCCUGCCUCCAGAUCCUGGAGCUGGGCCACGCUGGAGGGUCCCGUUCCCGCCGGGCAGCCAGAGGCCUCCGGAGGGAAAGGCUCCCUGAAGAGAAGCCAGCAUCUGGGCCCCAGUGACAUCUACCUGGAAGACUUGCCCUCCCUGAACUCUGAGAAUGCAGCCCUUUACUUCCCCCAUAGUGACUGUGGGCUGGGAGCCAGGAGGUGGAGUGAACCCAGCAGCCAGAAGCUCCUGGGGAACUCUAACCCCAAACAUGUGCCAGAAUCCACUCUGGACUCCGUGGACGCAGUGACGCUGUCCCUCUGCGGUGGACUCGCUGAUAGCCGGGAUAUCCCCCUGGAGAAGUUCAACCAGCAUGUGGUCUCCUACCAGGACCUCACUAAAAAUCCCGGACUCCUGGAUGACCCGAACCUAGUGGUGAAAAUCAAUGGGAAGCACUAUAAUUGGGCCGUGGCUGCCCCCAUGAUCCUUUCCCUGCAAGCCUUUCAGAAGAACUUGCCUGAGAGUACGGUGGACAAGCUGGAGAAGGAGAAGAUGCCCCGGAAGGGUGGGCGGUGGUGGUUUUCCUGGCGCCGCAGGGACUUCCCAGCGGAGGAGCGCAGUGCCCAGAGGGAGAAAACCACAGCCAGGAAGCAGCAGGGGGAGAAGACUGGAGUCCUGAGCAGUGAGGACGAUGCCCCAGACAGCCCUGUGAUCCUCGAGGUGCCCGCUCCACCACCCUCCACUCCAGCCUGCAUGCUCACCUACAAGAAAUCCCUCCGCCUCUCUUCUGAUCAGCUGUGGCGCCUGAACCUUCACGAAGGUGCCAAUGAUGUGGUCUUCAGCGUGACCACCCAGUACCAGGGCACUUGCCGCUGCAAGGCCACCAUCUACCUGUGGAAAUGGGACGACAAGGUGGUCAUCUCUGACAUUGAUGGCACCAUCACCAAGUCAGAUGCUCUGGGCCACAUUCUGCCCCAGCUGGGGAAAGACUGGACACAUCAGGGCAUCACCAGUCUCUACCACAAAAUCCACCUAAAUGGGUACAAAUUCCUGUAUUGCUCAGCACGGGCCAUCGGCAUGGCUGACCUUACCAAGGGCUACCUGAAGUGGGUGAGCGAGGGUGGCCGUGGCCUCCCUCCGGGCCCCAUCCUGCUAUCUCCCAGCAGCCUCUUCUCGGCCCUCCACAGACCCCACAUCACCUGCCCCUGCCCCUCUGGUUUCUGCCCCUCCUGGGCCUCCUUCCCUGCCCGUGGACAUGGCUGUCCCAGGGAGGUAAUCGAGAAGAAGCCAGAGGUGUUCAAGGUCGCCUGCCUGAGUGACGUCCAGCAGCUGUUUCUGCCCCACGGACAACCCUUCUAUGCUGCCUUUGGGAACAGGCCCAAUGAUGUUUUUGCCUACCGGCAGGUGGGCCUACCUGAUUCCCGCAUCUUCACAGUCAACCCGCGGGGAGAGCUCAUCCAGGAGCUCAUGAAGAACCACAAGUCCACGUACGAGCGGCUCGGUGAGGUGGUGGAGCUCCUCUUCCCGCCUGUGGCUCGUGGUGCCCGCACAGACCUGGCCAACCCUGAGUACAGCAGCUUCUGCUACUGGCGGGAGCCUCUGCCUGCUGUGGACCUUGACACCCUUGCCUGAACCUGCUCUGGAGGCCCCACCUCCCUGGCCCGGCCCAGGACCGACAGGGUAUCUGGGGGUGUGGGGGUUGGAAGCUCCGUGCUGUGGGGGAGAAGAGGGCUGCAGGUGGACUGGCAACCAGAGGCCCCGCCUCCUCUCUGAGCUGCAGGGGGUGGGGCAGCUCCUCAGCCUUCAGCAUGGCCCUGACCUGGGGCAGUCAGAUGUUUCUCACCUAAGCCUUUCCUGUCUUCUCUGUGCCCUUGAUAUGCCUCUUCCUGCUACCCUUAGCCCUUGCCUCAACUCCUGAUAGGACAGAGAGAAGAGGGAGGCCCCAAUGAGACUUGAGGCCUGCAUGCACAGGGAAGGUUGGGGGGGUCAGCAACAGCGGGGGGUGGUUGAGUGGCAUCUGGAAAGAGCACAGGGCUCCUCCAGCCCCUUCCAGGGGCCUAGACUGGACCCUCCAAACCCAGACUUUUACACGACCCUGCUCCUGCCCACAGCUCUUGAGCCAGGUAUCAGUGCUUCCCCUCACUGGUACCCAGUAUCUCAGUCCCAGGCCCGGAUGCUCCCCGGUGCCUCUGAAGUCAGGGAAAGGGGAUUCAGGGGCUACGGAAGGGCCGAGGGAGCGUGGCUCCUGCUUGCCCCAAGCCCACCUCCUGCAUGGCCCUGGUCCUCUUAGCCCUUUUCCUGAGGCCAUGGGAGAUGGAGUUUGCUGACCACCCUGCCCUGGCCUCCCUCGGUCAGUUCAGUGCACAGCUGCUGAGUGAGCGCUUGCCUGAUGCACUGUGGGAUGCGAGGCUCACAGUCUUUGAAGAAAGCACCUUACACUGGCUAAAAGCUUUAAUUCAGAAUCUGCCCUCCUCCAGCCGUGCCAGAGAGGAGGGCAUAGCACUGAAUGUCCAGAAACCAGAAGGCAGGGCUAUGGGGACCUGCAAACAGCACAGGCCCAUGCUACUGUGGGGGAAACUGAGUCCAGGCACCUCAACAGACAGGCACCAGAGUCUCUGGGAAGUGUACAGGCCCGAGGGCCACUUGCUUUUUCCAAUUGUCCUUGGAAUUUCUCACCACUUCAGAACAUUUGGCAGGAUGGGGGGCUGGUCUGGACCCCUUGUCCUCCAGCUAUGGCCUGCCUCUCAGGGUCUGGCUUCCUUCAGGCCCUGACAUACAUGAAGGCCACUCUAGGCUGAGAGGUACUGACCUGGGGGAAAAAUUUUCCACCAGCUGGAAGGAAGAGGACCCUAUGGGCACCAUAGUGCUCUAGAAGCUUCUUUGGGGGAAGAAGGGAUAAAUUGGGAUAUGGUCUCCAAAGAGAUUUCCUGGAUCCAAUUCUUCCCUCUGGGAGUCUACAGCUGCCUGUGCCUCACCUUAAGGGAGAAGCAAAAGCAAUAAAGAAAACGCUAG
Molecule: messenger RNA, 4521 nt
Organism: Sciurus carolinensis (gray squirrel)
Lineage: Eukaryota; Metazoa; Chordata; Mammalia; Rodentia; Sciuridae
Gene: Lpin3
Product: lipin 3
Exons: 19
Coding region: 337-3141 (934 amino acids)
Biological process (GO): fatty acid catabolic process; triglyceride biosynthetic process; cellular response to insulin stimulus
Cellular component (GO): nucleus
Molecular function (GO): transcription coactivator activity; phosphatidate phosphatase activity
Source: RefSeq, a predicted model, not a curated record